AUGACUAUACCCCUUCCCUCUGCUCAGUCGCUUGCGCACCGCGCCCAGCUUGCAGUCAGAAUCUCCCAACUCCGUCCGACACCCUUCAAGCAUCCUCUCACGCGCUACGACUCGCACAGAAUACCGACGCUAUGGACUCUGUAUAGAGGCAUACUACGAGACUCUCCCACUGAAACCAUCAGGUCGCGCAUGCGCGCGUUCUUUCGCGUCAGGAAGAACGUCAAAGCGCAAGGGGAGGUUCUUCGCAGCCUUCGGACAGCCCACAAGUGGUGGGAUAUCUUCAAGCAGGCAAACGCUGGGGAUGCCCAUUACCAGAAGGUCUGCGACCGGUACAGCCGCAUGCUGGGGGGCGCACAUAUGCAGCGCUGGGUGGACAUGGUAUAUGACACGGAAAUGGCCCAUCUCAGAGAGAAGGCAAAACCUCAGCCUAUCAUUACGGGAGGGUUCAUGCUACCAACCCUGGCACACCGCGCUCUCCCCCGUCUGUCUCCCCAACCCAUACACAUCACCGGUAUGAUAGUUUCACGUCUGAAGGCCCGCCCCCGCCGCAUGGCCGAGUCGGAGGCGUACGGGGAGACGAUGCGGCUCCUAAAGACCGAAGCCGAGUUUGAGAAGAUGCUAGCCCAGGAGGUCCGCGGCGACAACGCGUCCUUCGAGCCCUGCUUCGACGGAAACGCGUCCGACUGGUGCGCCCCCCUCGUCGCCGCCCGGGUAGCGCUUUCUGCGGCCCUCGAGCGCGACCACGCACGCACGAACAGCGGCGUCCCCGCCGCGCUCGUCGCGCUCGUGCGCGGCGCGCGGCGCGAACGCGUGCGGAACCAGACCGCGCAGCGCGCGCGCGAGCGGCGCGGGGAGAUGACGGCGCGGCUCGCGCGGCAGAUGCGUCAGGGCCCGCCCGCGACGGUCCUGCGCGGGAUGUCGGAGGCGGACCGGCGGCGGGAACGGAUUGCGCGCGGGGCGGGCGAGGCGGGCUACACUGCGCAGGUCAAGCUGGCGCUCGGGCACAAGCUGCGGGACGACGAGACGUGGCGGCUGGAGUUUGGGCAGCCGGAGAAUUUGGAGAGGUUGGAGGAGGUGGGGAGGGCGGUCUAUGAAGAGAACGAGAGGAGGAGUAGGGAGGAGGGCGGGGUUGACGGUGUCAGCCUUGCGUGA
This is a messenger RNA of Epithele typhae, 1152 nucleotides long. RefSeq lists its product as uncharacterized. Lineage: Eukaryota; Fungi; Basidiomycota; Agaricomycetes; Polyporales; Epitheliaceae. The coding region runs from base 1 to 1152 and encodes 383 amino acids. The transcript has 5 exons. The record is from RefSeq and is a predicted model, not a curated record.